UUUCCCCUGAAAGCUCGCACUCGACGGAGGAAGAUUUGUCCAUUAGAAAUGGUCCAAGAACAGCCAACCAUCCCUCCCCCAAACAUAGACAUGGAUACGACAUAUUCUUUCACCUCUCUGACCCUAAUCGUUCUCCCGUCCGUUUAUAUACCCCGCCGGAGAUCUCUGCUGCCCUGUCGUUCCCCUUUCGGAUUCUCCUGCGCCGAGCUCAAUGGGUAUUUGUUCAAGCAAACCCAGCGAGCUAAAUGUCGCCAGCCCCCACGCUCCUCCCGCCGAGAGCCCCACCAUUCCCGACCCUGCUCCUCUUGAGGCCAAGACCGAGAGUGCCGAAGACGGCAAGGAACCGCCACUGGUAGACCUCUCUGAGCCGACUGGUGAAAGCCCGACUGCUGCUGUUGUCGAGGAGCUUGAUCCAGGGAUCAGCGAGCUGAAACUAGUCGAGGAAACAGAGGCCGCCGACACAGAUGGCAAGGAGAAACCUGUUGCAGCGGAGGAGCACCCGCCGGAGUGAGUUUGAACGCAUGGGGAACAAAAGCUGAUAUCUCUAUCGUCGCAUUGCUUCCAUUGAACCAAAACGAGAAUGAGAUCUUCUUGCAUUGCCGUCAA
Messenger RNA from Musa acuminata subsp. malaccensis (wild Malaysian banana), 606 nucleotides. RefSeq lists its product as uncharacterized. Lineage: Eukaryota; Viridiplantae; Streptophyta; Magnoliopsida; Zingiberales; Musaceae. The record is from RefSeq and is a predicted model, not a curated record.